Molecule: messenger RNA, 555 nt
Organism: Pseudogymnoascus destructans
Lineage: Eukaryota; Fungi; Ascomycota; Leotiomycetes; Thelebolales; Thelebolaceae
Exons: 2
Coding region: 1-555 (184 amino acids)
Source: RefSeq, a predicted model, not a curated record
AUGCCCGCUCCCCAAUACGGCGCCCUCGGCGCGUCCUACACCGUCGCCCGCGGUCUCCAGGGUAUCUCCCUCAUCUCCAUCAUUGGGAUGACCGCGAAUUUUAUCGCGCAAAUGGUUUCUUCCAAGACCAACCCUCCUAACGUCCUCAUUGGGACCAUCAGUGUCACCUGCAUAGCAGUCCUCUACUGUGGAAUCUCCUACAUCCUCUUUUGGGACCGCCACCUUCCCUUCCUCAUCGCAACCGGUCUCGACUCCGCCCUCCUCAUCGCCGUCAUCGUCGUCGCCGUCACCAUCGGCAAGCCCCUUUCCUACCUCGACUGCGCUGUCCUCUCCAAGGACGGAGGCAGUGCUAAAGCUUUCUUGUCGUCUGUUGGUGCCAACAUUGGGAAGGUUGAUUAUUUUGUUUGGGCCGGGGCGGAUAGUUUGACUUGUUACGAGAUGAAGAGUAUUUGGGGUCUGAGUAUUGCGUUGUGUAUCCUUUUUGCGCUGUCAGCGGCGAUGAGCGCCUUGUUGUGGAAGAGGACUAGGGGGGGGUUCACUGACCUCGAGAAGUGA